UGACCUAAUAUCAUAUUUUGGGGAUUAUUGAUAAUAGGGAUGUAACUGCCUUAUUGCUAGUAAUAUAUCCUUAUCAGGUCGUCUUCCACGCGGUUCUUCCUGGAAACCAUCUUGGUUAAUUCUUUAUGAACUCGUCAUUAUGGGCAAACUGACUCGUUUCAUCCACAGCGGGCGAGGCUGCCAUUCCAUUAUCACCCAUUAUACAGAGGAAUAACACCUGAGUCCUCAGGAAUGGCAACGCAUGGGGGGUAUCAUGGGCGAAAUAGUAUACUCUGUUAUGUCCAUGGUACUGCUCAUGUCUAUAGGCGACGGUUACCACUUUCCAUCAGGUGGGCCGUCAGCUUGUUUGCCAUUCUAAGUUGUAUAAAAAAAACCCAUUAAAAAAUCAUACGUUGGGGGAAAGGGAUUGUUAGUAAUAAGGAUCUGACAGUCCCAUUGCUAAUAAUAUACCCUUAUCAAAUCGACCUCCACGCGGUUACUCCUGAAAACGUUGGGGAGAAAGAAAUAGUACUAGUAGGAUAUGGUCCAAUUGCCUGUUUUAUCCUUACCUAUCGUCCCUCAUUGGCGUCCAACUAGUGUAUAUCAAUAUCACAGACGGGAUUACUAUUUUAUACACUCAUAAAAAAUAAACUCACACUUCACUGGCGCCCCGCUUCUUCUUCUUUUCAUUUAAGAGUUUCCUCUUGUCGGUGCAACUAAUUCAUGCAUCUUCUUCCAGCCAGCUCUAUCCCAGGCCAUAUCCUUGAUCUCCCUAUACGACAUGACACCUAGUGUUUCUUUUAUCUGUCCCAUGUAGUUAUUCCUCGGUCUUCCUCUUUUGCCCUCUAUUUUUCCUUCUACUAUGCUCUUAAAAAAUCGUCAUGUCGUAUAAAGUGACCCAGCAUUUUGGCUCUUCUAUUCUCUAUUAUUUUAAUUAAUGUUCUUUUCUCGUUCACUCUUUUCAGGACUACCUCAUUCGUUAGUUUUGCGCCUCGCUAUUGUACGUAAAUAGAUGGAUGCACUAUUCAAUUAAAAAAAAAAAUAGGCUAUUUUCAUGUAACAUCAUUAUUAGAUAAAGAUAUAAUUAUCUGUAAUCUGUUAACGAUACGUGAGAUUGGACCAAUUAGCACCAACGGCCACAUAUCGAAAAAUCGCGUAUGGCAUACGUGCUUUGUCUCCAGAUUCUGUUAUCUGAUAGAUAUGGGGUUCACAACUGGUCUAAUAUAGGUUGAGUUCUGGUUGAUAGUCAUCACUUGAGUGCCUCCAUGUGCGAAGUGGAAGAUGUGGCGGUGGUUGCUGUUGGGUUUAUCGGUGCAUUGGAAUACUAUAAUAUCCCAGCCGAUCACAAACGAUCAUGAGCGGACACAACCGACGGAAUGCUGUCCGUGCCCGAAGGAUCACGUCACUACUGUUUCCGACCAACGCUUCCUAUCAGACGAGGAAAAUGCGACUCUAUCUGAAAACUUUGCUAAUAUCGAAACCAGUUUUGAUCGUGAAAAUAAUUCUAAUAGCAAUGAUCAACUCCUACUGCGUGACCCGAGCGGCACGUAUGCGGACGCACCUAAUGGCAUUAUGGAUAACUGUCCGUGCAGGGUUCGAGAUGCUGACACCGUGGGAUCGCCAUCAAAAUUCAUUCCGUCAGCAGUUAAUGAUAUUUGGACUGACGUAAGCUCUAAAGAGAAAAAAGAAGAUAUUAAACCGCUUUUACAUCCUGAAGUGGACCUAGCAUCAUCGGUGUUAGAAACUCUACGCGAAGCUACAGAUGAAGAGUACAGUGAUGCAUUGGUAAGAGAUGCUGCUAAAAAUGCUAUGCGAGAGGAUGAUAGUAUUGAAAGUAAUGUUAAAUCUGCUCUAGAUACUGCUAAAAAUAUUGUAAAUCUUAUAAUAAAUCCAAAACAAGAAGCUGAUGUACAAGAUGAUGUUAUUCAAGAAGAAUCUCAUACUCAUGAAUCUAGAUGUAUUCAUCCUCUUAGUAAAUUUAAUAUUAUGACAAAAGAACCAAUAACAAAACCUUCAAAUUUAUUAUCUGAAUUAUACUACUUACCUAAAAUGAAACCUUUAUUUCACAAGAAAAAUCUAGACAUGGAUAAUAGUGUUGGAGCUAGUAACGUAAAUGAACAUAUAGUUAGUAGUAGUAAUGUAAAAAAUAAUCUAAAUUUAAAAUCAAAUCCCUCCUUAUUUAAUUUGUACUCGGAUGAUGGCCACAAAGAAGAUACUGAUUUAUUCAAAGAAAGUAAUAAGCUGCAACCUAAUAUUUUAACGUUAUUUAAAAAUGAAAUAGCUAAUGUGAAGCCAUAUCCUACUCUAAAACAAAUUAUAACUCCUAAUGACAUUAAUAAAGAUGUUGACAAUUCAUUAUUGGCAAUUCAAAAGCCUAAUAGGAACAAUAUAGAUUCAAAGUUUAAAUUAAAAUCUUUAUUACCAAUUUCUGGACUAACAGUAACUACAAUGAAACCAUUUAAUUUAAAAAAUCUAUUAAAGUUGAAAGAUGUAGAACUGAUCUCUCCUAGUAAGAUUGUAAAAACGGAAACUGAGAAUGUGAAAGGUAAUAUACCUCAACUUUUACCUGUUUUAGAAGAAACAAAUCUUUUUAAAGAUUUUGAAUCUUCUAAUUUAGGUGAUUUUAUUAGCAACGAAUUAAAUUUGAAUAUUAACGCUUUAAAGAAAAAUAAUCACCUCAAUAAUUAUAAAGAUGAGACAAAUGAUCUCAACCAAUCUAAUAAUGUACAAAUAAUACCAAAUUCUAAUCGUAAAAUCGAAAUAAUGGACGUAGUGUCCAGUCCUUCAGAGGAAAAAAUAACUUGGAACAAUAAUAACGUAAAAGAAGAGGAAAACUGUAAAGUGCAAAAAAUAGAUGAUACUAAUACAAAAAGGAUACCAAAAGUAAUAUCUUCUCAGAACUCUAUCUCAAAGAUUAAUAUUGAACCCGAAAGGAACAAAUUUAAUGAACCUGUCCAAUUUACGAAAAUAACUCAAAUAUUGGAUGCUUUACCUAGUGCUUCUGAAGAUAAAAUAAGAAUUGUAACUAAUAGUAAUCCUGACAUGAAUGAUAGUGAGACACAAGUCACGGAUAGUGAAGAAAUUAUUGUAAAUAAUGGAUUGAAUAAUGAAGACGGUGAUAAUGAUAAUGUAAAUAACGAAGGGAAUGAUGAUAAUAGUAAUCACGACACUACGACAGAAACAGAGUUCAGUGAUUUGACAGAAGAAGACUCUUUAGAUCAAACAAUAAAUGAAGAUUUACAACCACAGAUUACUGAAAAUAUGAAUUUUGUUGAUAAUAUUAUAAAUGAUGGAACAAAUUCAGAAUCCGACUUGAGUAUAAAUGUUGAAUCUAGAGAGUUAUAUGACGAAGAAAAUAAAAGUGCAGACUGUGAAGAUUUCGGCGAUAAAGAUGAAAUAGAUGGCUUAAAAUCUCGUAAUAGUAUACAGACAAAAGAAGAUUAUUUAGACCAGACAGAAAAUAAGGAAGACUUACAAUCACAAACUAGUCAAAAUGCGGAAGUUGUUGAUAGUAACAUAAAUAGUCGAGAAAACUCAGAGUCUGAUUUGAGUUUAAAUUUUGAAUCUGAAGAGUCAUAUGAUGAAGAAAAUAGAAAUGUAGAUAGUAAAGAUUUCAGUGACGAAGAUGAAAUAGAUGGGUUAAAAUCUCGUAAUAAUACACAAAUAAAAGAAGAUUGUUUGGAUCAGUCAGAAAAUAAGGAAGAUUUACAACCACAAACCAGUCAAAAUGUGGAAAUUAUUGAUAGUAACAGAAAUAGUCAAGAAAACCGAGCGUCUGAUUUUAGUUUAAAUUUUGAACCUGAAGAAUCAUAUGAUGAAGAAAAUAGAAGUGUAGACAGUAAAGAUUUCAGUGACGAAGAUGAAAUGGAUGGGUUGAAAUCUCGUAAUAGUAUCCAGAUAAAUGAAGAUUGUUUAGAUCAGACAGUAAAUAAGGAAGACUUACAAUCACAAACUAAUCAAAAUUCGAAAGUUGUUGAUAAUAAUAUAAAUAAUCGAGAAAACUCAGAUUCUGAUUUCAGUUUAUAUUUUGAACCUGAAGAAUCAUAUGAUGAAGAAAAUAGAAGUGUAGAUAGUAAAGAUUUCAGUGAGGAAGACGAAAUUGAUGGUUUAAAAUCUCGUAAUAGUAUCCAGAUAAAUGAAGAUUGUUUAGAUCAUACAGAAAAUAAGGAAGAUUUACAACCACAAACCAGUCAAAAUGUGGAAAUCGUUGAUAGUAACAUAAAUAGUCAAGAAAACCGAGCGUCUGAUUUCAGUUUAAAUUUUGAACCUGAAGAAUUAUAUGAUGAAGAAAAUAGAAGUGUAGAUAGUAAAGAUUUCAGUGAGGAAGAUGAAAUAGAUGGUUUAAAAUCUCGUAAUAGUAUCCAGAUAAAUGAAGAUUGUUUAGAUCAUACAGAAAAUAAGGAAGAUUUACAACCACAAACCAGUCAAAAUGUGGAAAUCGUUGGUAGUAACAUAAAUAAUCAAGAGAACCGAGCGUCUGAUUUGAGUUUAAAUUUUGAACCUGAAGGAUUAUAUGAUGAAGAAAAUAGAAGUGUAGACAGUAAAGAUUUCAGUGACGAAGAUGAAAUGGAUGAGUUGAAAUCUCGUAACAGUAUACAGAUAAAAGAAAAUUGUUUAGAGCAGUCAGAAAAUAAGGAAGAUUUACACCCACAAACUAGUCAAAAUGUGGAGGUUGUUAAUAACAUAAAUAAUAACGGAGAAAAUUUUGAUCUAAGUUUAAAUAUUAAAUCUAGAGAGUCAUAUGAUACUGAUAAUGGAAGUGUAGAUAGUACAAAUUUUAGCUAUGAAGAUGAAAAAGAUAUUCCACGAACAGAUCUAUUUAAUAAAAUGAUUAGUGAGUUGUUAUCACUAAAAGAAAGCAUUUCUAAAACGUUAAAUGACAUGAAAAAAUCAAUGAAACAUUCCAAUAUAUCAGUUGAACAAGAUAAAGUUGAAUCAGCUAAUGAUAAUAAAGAAAAUAGUGAGGUAUAUAAAGUUAAUCGUGAUAAUGAUAUCGAAAAGUCAAAAAAUGACUCAAAUUCUUUUAUUAGAACGUUGGACAACAAUGAUGAAAACGCUAACAAUAUUAAUAGCCAAGAAUUACAAAAUAUGUCGGAUAACUUACUGCACUUGAGUACUAGAAAUGAUCAGGAACCACUAGGUACACAAACAAUAGAAUGUACUGAAGCUAUAACCGACAGUAGUAUUGAAUCUAAUGAAUUUGGAGCUUCAAUAAAUACUCUUACAAAAAGUACAGAGGUUUUUGAUGAAUCUGCCGAAAAUAAAAGUAUUGAAUCUACAACAGAAUCACAAAUUACACCUGUUACGGAGAUUAUCGAUAGUAAUACAGAUUUUAUUAGUAAUACUAUGAAGGCGCAUGAAGCAGAUUCUGAAAACUCGUGCUUAGACAGAAAUAUUGGUAUUAAUACCGAUAAAAAUAACGAAAUGACAGCCGAAGGCAGUCAUCCGGUUGGAAAUACUAUUACAACAGAUAAUACACUAUUUCCUAAUAUUUUCCGGUCUAAUUUACUAGAUCCAAAAUUAAAUAUUGGUGAUAUUUUAAACCUUAAUUUGCCACAAAGUUCAGUUAUACCCAACAUAUUUGAUAAACCUAAUAAUAAUAUGGAUGCGGCAGAACAUGAUAAUAAUGAUUGUUCACUUAUGGCAACACAAGCCAAUACGCCUUUUUCUAAAACCAUAAUAUCACCGUUGAAACCAUUGGAAGAUAUUGAUUUAGAUAUUUUUCAAUUGAACCCAUUAAUAGGAUCACAAAAUAUAUUUUCUAAAUUGCCUCGACUAAAUAUAAAUUCUUAUAAAACAAAAUUAGCUAUGCCUAAGACAUUGGGGAUUAUGCCGUUGAAAUUAGAAUCAUCCGUAGGCAACAAUAAUGGUAUAUUUGGAGCAAGUUUGACUAUGGGUCCUAAAGUACCUUUAGGAAAAAUAGGGAAAGAGCCAUCUAUUCUGGGAACGCCUUUAAAUAACUUACCCACUUUUGAAGAUUUACAAGAAAGUAUAAGAGAAAAUGCACAUAAUUUAUUAUAUACACCUUUAGAAAUAACCAGUAAAAAUGUAUUUGAUGAUACAUUACGCUCUGGACAAACAAUUUCAGAUAACAUUAGAUCUCACACUAAAAAUGCUAUGAGGGAUAUUCAGCAAACAUUGGAAACAACACUAAAAGAUGUAAAAAAUAGCGAUUUAGCCGUUUUAGGUGAUUCAUUAUCAAAUCCACAUGAAUUUCUACAAGCAGUUUCCAGAACACAUGAAGACGUUAAUGAUAAAUUGAAAGCGAUACAUUAUGAUUUGAAUGAUCGGCUUGAAUCGAUUCGUGACCGUAUUAUUGAUCCGUCAUUGUUACCAUCUUUGACUUUACCUCUACCUUUAAGUCAGCACAGUGGAAAAUAUAGUGAAUCUGCAAUUUUCCCCAGCUAUAGUGAACGUAAACCAGUUCGUUAUUUAGAAGCCAAGAGUGAAUCAUGGAAGGAUAAAACAUCAUUAAAAAAAUCCGAUUCAAAAGCAAAAUUAAGUACACCAAAGAUAUCUUCGCCUAAAAGGAAACCACCAUCAACAAAAACAAUCUCCGAUAUUCCAUUGUUUAAAGGCUCGGAAGUGUCAAAAUUAAAAGGAGCAGCUUCAGAACCUUCACUUGUACAGUACCCUGCUUUUAAAAUACCACAUUUCUCAUUGGAUAAAAAAUCUUUUCCUAAUCUUUUAGCUGAACCAAUAUCGCGAUUUAGAGAUAGCAAAAUUCCCGUACUAAGUACAUAUAAACCUAAAAGUAAAGUGAAAAUAUCAUUUUCACAAACAACAAAGCGUCCACAAACACUUCCUUCUUUAAAAAAUAAAAAUUCUUAUGGACUGCCUAAAUCUAAACUUAAUACAACACCUGUACUAAAGAAGGUAAAGCUACCGACGCUUUAUCGCGAAUCGGUUAAAAAUAAUCAUCGUAUGCAAUCAGUAAAAUCUAAACAAAGGUCUAAUUUUGAUUCCAAUGGAGCUGCCAGUGACUUAACUACAUCUGUACUACAACCAUCUUUAAAUAAACCUAACAAAGUUAAAUCUGCUAUUGAAUUAAAUGAAUCUGAUUAUAAUACGAGAAAAGAUCUAAAAAAUUCCCCAGAAAGUCUUGAUCUGGUUGAUAUUCCCAAAUCUAGAUUUAUGAAUUCAAUCUUUAAGAACAGGUCGAAUCAAUUUAAAAAAUCAAAGUUAAAUGAAGAUUUUAUGAGAAAUCUAAACAGCAAAUUAAGAAGUACAACUGUGCUAAACAAAUUGCCUGAUACAAGAAAUACCAAUUUCUUUUCUAUGGGAGAAAAUAUGCCAGAUAAUUCACUGCCAUCAGAUGUAUUAAAUGACAUCGACAGAUCUGAUUCGAUUCAAUUUAAUACAGAUAUGACGCGAUCAGCUUCAAAAAGCAAUGAUAUGAUUCAAUAUAAAAAUAAACCACUUGAGGAAAAUACUUCAUAUACAUGUAGAAUGAUGUGCACAAAGAAAGUCUAAGUAUAAUAAAUUAAAAUUUAAUUGUAAGUUAGUUUAUUAUCCAAGUUAGAAAAUGACAAUGUCCAUUACAAAUAUUAAUACAUAGAAAGUUACUAAAUUUCACAAACUUGCAUAAAUAAAUUUGUAUUCUUUCAGUUAAAGAGAUUAUUUAGUAUUUAAUUUUAUAAUGGAAAACUGUAUAAUUUUAUUAAGAUGUUAAGAUGUAUGUUUUUGUUGUAAGUAUUGUACAUAAAAUGUAAAUAAACUAGAUUAUAAGUUUUGAUACGAAAAU
Molecule: messenger RNA, 7723 nt
Organism: Galleria mellonella (greater wax moth)
Lineage: Eukaryota; Metazoa; Arthropoda; Insecta; Lepidoptera; Pyralidae
Product: protein PFC0760c-like
Exons: 3
Coding region: 1261-7452 (2063 amino acids)
Source: RefSeq, a predicted model, not a curated record